AGCGGCGGCGGGCGGAGUUCCGCCGCAAUGGCGGCCAUGGCAGCGGAGGAGGAGGAGUACGAGGCGGUGCUGUGCGUGAAGCCGGCGGUACACGUCUACCGGGUGCCGCCGCGGGCCUCCAACCGCGGCUACAGAGCUGCAGAGUGGCAGCUGGACCAGCCGGCGUGGAGCGGCAGGCUGCGGAUCACGGCCAAGGGCAAGAUCGCUUUCAUCAAGCUGGAGGACAAGACCUCGGGAGAGCUUUUUGCCCAGGCGCCAGUGGAGCAGUUCCCUGGCAUUGCUGUGGAGAGCGUGACGGACUCCAGCAGAUAUUUUGUCAUCCGGAUUGAAGACGGGAACGGCCGCCGUGCUUUCAUCGGAGUCGGCUUUGUCGACCGAGGGGAUGCCUUUGAUUUCAACGUGGCUCUCCAAGACCAUUUUAAGUGGGUGAGGCAGCAGAGCGAGCUGGCCAAACAGGCCGAGAACCCUGAUCAGGGACCCAAACUGGAUCUGGGCUUCAAGGAGGGGCAAACCAUCAAACUGAACAUUGCGAAUAUGAAGAAAAAGGAAGGAGCAGCGGGGAAUGCCAGACCACGUCCCGCGGGUCCUGGGGGCCUGAGCUUGCUCCCACCACCUCCCGGAGGAAAAUCUGCUCCGGUUUGUCCUUCGGGAGAGCGGCCGUCUUCACUCUCUGUGCCUGCCCAGCUCCCAGGCACCCCCAUCACAGACUCCCUCUUGUCCUGGCCGCAGCCCGCUGCUGCUCCCUCCGCCGCCGCCGCCGAUGUCUGGGGAGACUUUGCCAAAGCUUCGGGGUCGGCUUCUAACCAGACUCAGGCAAACACAGGCUGGGUUCAGUUCUGAUCCAGGCCCCCCCCAUCUGCGGGAUCAUCAUGAUUCCUUCAGGACCAAAGCCGGGGCUUCGGGACACCCCACUCCUGCCCUUAAAUCCCCGGCCCCGGCAUCAAAAUACUGAAAUAAGCGCUGGAGAGCAAAUGAGCACGUGCCUUAAAACACUCCACACCAGCACCCUCCACCUCGGGGGGGGGGGGCUUUUAUUUUCUACCUGGAUCGCAGUAAACCUCUGAGGCUUUUUUCUGCAAAAAAAAAAAAAAAAAGCUGCCAGCUUUGUCACCUCUCUGUAAUAACGAGAGGGCAAGCGAGUGCGCAGAGCAGGACUCCUGCUCGCAGCGCUGCCCCAAUUAGGGUAAUUUUCGCUAAAGUUUCAUGCACUAGAGCCUCCCCAGAGUCUUCUCUGUUUUCUCCUCACAUAUUUGGGCUGGAUAAAUCCUUCCCUCGGCGGGGACCAUCCUCUUGGAGACAUCUCGCCUGCGAUACCCAGACAAACGCCCUGCCGAGGCGCCGAGCGUCACCCCGUUUUUUUUUUUUCUGAGCACUUAACUGUGAUGCAGGAGUCGGAUGCUGCGUUUCGAUGCUGAAAUUCCUCAUUUCUUGAUCUGGGAAGUUUGUUUUUUUUUCUUCUCUGUUUUGAAGAGAGAUUUUUACUUCUUUCUGCGGACAUUUUAUUAAACAAUAUAUGCAAUGAAGGACAGAAUGGAGUCGGUCUCUUUGACAGAGCUGGGGUUGAGCUUCCUUUUUAAACGAAUAAAUAUUUUCUUACCUAUUUAUA
Messenger RNA from Tyto alba (common barn owl), 1606 nucleotides. It is a transcript of the gene NECAP2, whose product is annotated as NECAP endocytosis associated 2. Bases 28 to 840 code for a protein of 270 amino acids. The record is from RefSeq and is a predicted model, not a curated record. Gene Ontology annotation, cellular component: membrane; clathrin vesicle coat. Lineage: Eukaryota; Metazoa; Chordata; Aves; Strigiformes; Tytonidae. Gene Ontology annotation, biological process: endocytosis. The transcript is spliced from 8 exons.